GUAGGGAGGAGGAGGCGGUCGAACCGCGUCGCUGGGCCGGGCCGGGCCGAGCCGAACGCGAGCGCUACCCGCGGCCGGGACCGUAGCCCGAGCCCGAGCCGCGGCCGCCGCCAUGCGCUGGGUCCGGGCUCUGCUGAAGAAUGCGUCCCUGGCAGGGGCGCCCAAGUACAUCGAGCACUUCAGCAAGUUCUCCCCGUCGCCCCUGUCCAUUAAGCAGUUUCUGGACUUCGGUUCCAGCAAUGCCUGUGAGAAGACCUCCUUCACCUUCCUCCGGCAGGAGCUGCCUGUGCGCCUGGCCAACAUCAUGAAAGAAAUCAACCUGCUUCCGGACCGCGUCCUCAGCACGCCCUCCGUGCAGCUGGUGCAGAGCUGGUACGUGCAGAGUCUCCUGGACAUCAUGGAGUUCCUGGACAAGGACCCCGAGGACCAGCGUACCCUGAACCAGUUCACCGAUGCCCUGGUCACCAUCCGGAACCGGCACAACGACGUGGUGCCCACCAUGGCGCAGGGUGUGCUCGAGUACAAGGACACCUACGGCGACGACCCGGUCUCCAACCAGAACAUCCAGUAUUUCCUGGACCGCUUCUACCUCAGCCGCAUCUCCAUCCGCAUGCUCAUCAACCAGCACACCCUCCUCUUUGACGGCAGUACCAACCCAGCCCACCCCAAACACAUUGGCAGCAUCGACCCCAAUUGCAACGUCUCUGAGGUGGUAAAAGAUGCCUACGACAUGGCCAAGCUGCUGUGUGACAAGUACUACAUGGCCUCACCUGAGCUAGACAUCCAGGAGGUGAAUGCAGCCAACUCCAAACAACCAAUCCACAUGGUCUAUGUGCCCUCCCACCUCUACCACAUGCUCUUUGAACUCUUCAAGAACGCCAUGCGGGCCACUGUGGAGAGCCAUGAGUCCAGCCUCGUCCUCCCUCCCAUCAAGGUCAUGGUGGCCUUAGGCGAGGAGGAUCUGUCCAUCAAGAUGAGUGACCGAGGUGGGGGCGUCCCCUUGAGGAAGAUUGAGCGUCUCUUCAGCUACAUGUACUCGACAGCUCCCACCCCCCAGCCGGGAACUGGGGGGACCCCGCUGGCUGGCUUCGGCUACGGGCUCCCCAUUUCCCGCCUCUAUGCCAAGUACUUCCAGGGGGACCUGCAGCUCUUCUCCAUGGAGGGCUUUGGGACCGACGCUGUCAUCUAUCUCAAGGCCCUGUCCACGGACUCAGUGGAGCGCCUGCCCGUCUAUAACAAGUCAGCCUGGCGCCACUACCAGCCCAUCCAGGAGGCCGGCGACUGGUGUGUGCCCAGCACGGAGCCCAAGAACACGUCCACGUACCGGGUCAGCUAGGGACCACCCUCCCCUGCCUCAGAGGACAGAUGGCCGUCUCUGGGUCCGGCCACCAGUGACCUCUCCACCAUCAGGGACGGGGCGGGGGCGGGUAGUGGGUUCUCCCUGUGACCAGGUCUGUUUCUGGGAACAUCACUGUGGUGGCUGGUCUGUGGCAGUCUCUAAGUGCCAAUCUGUCUCCGUGGGGACUCGCAGGGGGUCUCCCUGGUGUCUAGUCUCUGUGGCCGGCUCACCCCAGCGGGUGGUCCCAUGGCAGCUCUUGACAACUGGGCUGUCAUGUUUCUGCCAGGGGUCCUGGGUCCCACUCACUGCCCUCCACAGCUGUGGCCUCCAUGUGGCUGCCCCUGCUUGCCUGUGCCCCGGUGCACACGGGCACCUUGGCCCUGGCCCGUGGUCAGUGUUAGGAAGGUGGGGCAGGGCCCCCGGAUCUGGGAAUUAGGCAGCCAAGGGCUUGCAACUCUGAUCCCUGGCAGCUUCCCACUCUAGGUUGGGCCUUAAGGUCAAGGUCAGCCAGAGCUGGGUGGGGGGAGGGCUUCACAGAGAGCCCACCUGAAAGUGCAGGAACCUAGCUGUGCUGCUCGAGGCCCCGCAGGUGGCCUUGGCAACAUGGGCUGCUGCCUCUGGAGCCUUCCCUGCAUGUCCUGUCACACACGCCCCUCCCCCUGCCUGCCACACACUUCGCUCCCGCCCCGUGUACCUCGCUAGAUUGAUAGCCCUGGAUGCCCCACCCCCUCCCCGCAGCACACCGGGGGUUAAAGCUGUGUGCUGUGACUGAAGUGACAGUGACAUCUACAGUAAAGAGACUGAAUGAGA
Messenger RNA from Lepus europaeus (European hare), 2149 nucleotides. RefSeq names its product pyruvate dehydrogenase kinase 2 (gene PDK2). Gene Ontology annotation, cellular component: mitochondrion. The transcript is spliced from 11 exons. The record is from RefSeq and is a predicted model, not a curated record. The coding region runs from base 113 to 1336 and encodes 407 amino acids. Lineage: Eukaryota; Metazoa; Chordata; Mammalia; Lagomorpha; Leporidae. Gene Ontology annotation, biological process: protein phosphorylation; regulation of glucose metabolic process. Gene Ontology annotation, molecular function: pyruvate dehydrogenase (acetyl-transferring) kinase activity.